AUGUCUAAGCCAGCCAUUGGCUUUGUCGGCCUCGGAGCCAUGGGCUUCGGCAUGGCCACCCACCUCGUCCAUGAGGGAUACCCCGUCUACGGCUACGAUGUGUUUCCAGCCUCGGUGCAGCGGUUCCAAGCAGCGGGGGGCAUCCCAGCCUCGUCAUUGCGUGAAUCCGCUGAGGGGAAGUCCUUCUACGUGUGCAUGGUGGCUUCGGCGCCGCAGGCGCAAGCCGUCCUCUUCGGGGAUGAGGGCAUCGUACAAUAUCUCCCCCAAAAUGCCACACUUCUCCUCUGUUCUACAGUCGCCGCAUCCGACGCCCAAUCAGUUGCAGCAGAACUGGCCUCACGCGGCCGGACGGGUAUCCACUUCGUCGAUGCGCCGGUCUCUGGAGGUGCGAUGCGCGCUGCAAACGGCACUCUCUCCAUCAUGGCGGGCGGUUCCGAUUCUUCCCUACAAAUAGCGCGUGACCUGCUGCAGGAGAUGUCUGCCCCGACCAAGCUUUACCUUGUUCCGGGGGGUGUGGGAGCGGGCAGUAACAUGAAAAUGGUGCACCAGGUGCUGGCUGCCAUUCACAUCCUGGGUGCCAGUGAGGCCAUGGGAUUGGCAGCGCAGCUGGGACUAGACGCACGAAGUACUGCAGAGCGGAUCAAGGGCUCGGAGUCGUGGACAUGGAUGCAUGAGAACCGUUUUCCGCGGAUGGUGGAAGAGGACUGGAAUCCUGGGGCAAGCGCAUUGACGAUCAUCCUGAAGGAUGCUGGAAUCAUCACUACAUCAGCCCGUCAGAGCCACUUUCCUAUUCCGCUCUGUGCCACGGCAGAGCAGAUCUAUCUCUCUGCUCUCCUGCAGGGCUACGGCCCCAAGGACGACUCUGCCAUGGUCCGCCAGUAUUACCCGCACCCGAUCAAAGACGUCGAUACUUCUUCAGCAAAGGGGGAUCCCGAAACUGCAACGCAAUUGGUACUCGACCUGAUGCAGGGCGUCAACCUUGUCGCGGCUGCAGAGGCCAUCGCCUUUGCGCGCUCACUGGGCGUCGAUAUGGCACAAUUCUUUGAAUUGGUCAGUGACGCAGCAGGCGGAAGCAAGGUAUUUGUCACAAGAGGAUUGGAAAUGAUCGAGGGGAAAAUCGGGGCGCAGGCGCCUGCCGGGACAGAAACUAUAGACGAGGUAGUGAGUCGGUUGGAAAGGGUGGUGCAGAAAGCGCGGGAUCUGCACUGUCCGGUCCACCUGGGCAAUGCAGCGCUGAGCGUCUUAUUGAUGGCGAAGGGGAAGGGACUCGGACGAGAGGGGAGUACCAGCGUGAUCGGUGUAUAUCCGUAG
Aspergillus sclerotioniger CBS 115572 is the source of this 1311-nucleotide messenger RNA. Its product is annotated as NAD(P)-dependent oxidoreductase. The transcript has 3 exons. The record is from RefSeq and is a predicted model, not a curated record. Lineage: Eukaryota; Fungi; Ascomycota; Eurotiomycetes; Eurotiales; Aspergillaceae. Gene Ontology annotation, molecular function: NADP binding; NAD binding; oxidoreductase activity. Bases 1 to 1311 code for a protein of 436 amino acids.